Rotaria sp. Silwood2 is the source of this 1164-nucleotide messenger RNA. Lineage: Eukaryota; Metazoa; Rotifera; Eurotatoria; Philodinida; Philodinidae. The record is from the annotation of a GenBank genome assembly.
AUGUGGAUAUUGUCAUUUUUGGUGUCGUCAGCCCUUUGUUACAACGCUGCUGACUAUAAUAUUCGUGGAACUAUCACGCCCGGAUGGGAUUUUAUCUUGGAUCCGUUCAAAGAUAAUUUCAUACACGAUCGAGAUUUGGGUGCAUCAGUAGCGGUCUAUUAUCAAGGUAAACUGGCUUUUGAAUUAUCGGGUGGUUGGUUUGAUCAAUCGAAAACGAAGCCUUAUGAUGAUAAUACACUGCAGUUAGUCUUUUCAACAACAAAAGGACUCGUAGCUGCUGCAGUUGCACUAGCUGCUCAGCGUGGUCUCAUUGAUUAUUCAGCAUUAGUCACUCGCUAUUGGCCAGAGUAUGGACUAAAUGGUAAAGAAAAUACAACGGUGGCAGAUAUUCUCUCACAUCGUGCUGGAUUACCAGACAUUUCAUCACCACUAGAGCAAUAUCUAAAUUGGACAGCAAUGAUCAAAGAAUUGGAGCAAAAAGCACCAGUAUGGCCACCAGGAUCAGCACAUGGUUAUCAUGCAUUAACUUACGGUUGGCUUGCAGGAGAACUUGUGAGACGUGUUGAUCCGAAGAAAAGAUCGUUGGGACAAUUUAUUCAAGAAGAAAUUUCAAAUCUGAUAUUGUUAGAAUUCUAUAUUGGUCUACCAACUGAACAUGAAUAUCGAGUAUCACCAGUGGAAUUGAGUCAAAGUUCAAGAGAAUCUCUGAACGAAUCGAAUAUCGCCCUUUUGAGCAUGUUUAAUCAACCUCGUGCACAUCAAGCAGAAAUACCAGCUGGCAAUGGUAUUACCAAUGCUCGAUCAUUAGCAAGAUUCUAUUCAUCAUUGAUAGGUGAUUUAGAUGAUGGCAAAUAUAAGCGAAUUUUGAAUGAAAAUAUUUUGAAAUUAGUAACGAGAUCGAACACACCCAAAAAUGAGAUCGAUGUUGUAUUUCAAACACCUACAACAUUUGGUAUGGGCUUUACACUUUUCGAUGAUAUUUUCCCAGAAUUCGGACCAGGAACUUUUGGUCAUACAGGAGCUGGUGGUAGUAUUGGUUUUGCUGUACCAUCGAAAAAUCUUUCCUUUGCCUUUGUUAUGAAUCGACUUGAUACAACUACAAUUUAUGUAGAUGUUCGCAUAAGAACCAUGUUGACUAAAAUCGCAGAAUUGAUUAGUAAAUAA